AUGGCACUCCAAAUUCUGGCUACAGCAUGCCCGAUCCGGGAGGAUAAAGGGCGUACCAUGCUCCAGCUUCAUCAUUCGGACACGGAGGUCAACAGACUGCUCCAGAUAGUCUUCCUUACCCGUGCUUCACAAUACUGCUACCACGUGAACAAUCAGACCGGUGGGCCAUGGCAUUCGCCGGCGACGUAUGGUGCUGUUGGAGGGCCUGGUGGUGCGCCUGCUGCACCUGCUGAACCUGUUGAACCUGUUCUUUGA
Messenger RNA from Penicillium canescens, 255 nucleotides. RefSeq lists its product as uncharacterized. The transcript is spliced from 2 exons. NCBI's taxonomy places the organism in Eukaryota, Fungi, Ascomycota, Eurotiomycetes, Eurotiales, Aspergillaceae. Bases 1 to 255 code for a protein of 84 amino acids. The record is from RefSeq and is a predicted model, not a curated record.